Pocillopora verrucosa is the source of this 1982-nucleotide messenger RNA. Its product is annotated as negative elongation factor A-like. Gene Ontology annotation, biological process: negative regulation of transcription elongation by RNA polymerase II. Gene Ontology annotation, cellular component: NELF complex. The record is from RefSeq and is a predicted model, not a curated record. NCBI's taxonomy places the organism in Eukaryota, Metazoa, Cnidaria, Anthozoa, Scleractinia, Pocilloporidae.
CAUGGCGUCCGUUCGUCAGGCAGACACAGCCCUGUGGCUUCAUAACAAAUUAUCUACGGACGAUUCUUGGUCUGGUAGUAGUUUGCGAUCUUUACUAACCCAAGACGUCCUCCGUAAUAUUCCAGAGUGUUUUCAUAGGCUUGAAACGCAGGUAAAAGUAAAAUUAUUAAUGGCUUUUCUCCAUCUUCCUCGUCGAGUGAUUGAGGAAAUGAGCGGUGAAAUGAGCGAAAUAUUUGAGAUUGGAAGCCAGGAUGAAGACGAGUGGGUCCGUGUUUUAUCAGAGAUUCUGAAGUAUUAUCCAAGUACAGGGAUUCUGAAUGUUCAUCUCGAGCAUGUUAGCCCAGUGUUUGCAGAAGUGGCAGAAGAAAUCAGAAAAACUGUUACCAGUCUCCCAGAUAGUGGAUCUAGUCUUCUUCCUCUGGAAUGUCUAUAUUUAAACAGAACAGCCCUUGUUGCCAUGGUAGGACACCAGCCUCCCCUUCCCAAACACUUUACACUUAGAAGAAAACCAAAGUCUGCUGCCCUAAGAGCAGAACUUACACAGAAAGCCAGUGAAGCAGUUUCAGCACAUAAAAAAGGUCUUGGAGCAUCAAUGAGCUCAGCCCACAAACUUCAGUCACCUAAGAAGUUUGAAGCUCCUGUAAGAGUAACACCAAGAACAUCAAACCGUCCAACCCCCAGCAGAGGGACUCCAUCAUCUGGUUCAUCACGGAGCAUUAUCUCUGCUGCUACACUCAAACAUCAUGGCCGUACAAAGCUUUUGGACAUAAAUGAGCAGCCAAUAGGAGGUGGUAGAGAACUCAAAAGGAGAAAGAAAUUGGCAGAGUCUGAACAAGCAGAGGAGGCAAAACAGAAGAAACUUGACAAUACCAAACCUCCAGAGCCAAGCACACCUGAUUAUGCUGCAGGUCUUACACCCAUGACUCAACCAACUAAGCCACCAUCAAGCCCAGAGACACCAUCAUCAAGUAUGCCAGCUCCAUCAUCAGCUCCCUCAUAUGUACCCCAGGCUCCCUCAAACAUUUCCCAAACCCCUGCAGCAGCAGACGCACUCAAUGAGAGCACCAUCAACCUCAAGAGAGAGUUGGAAAUGCAUAUGGAACAACAGCGCCAGUUGAUAAUGAGAGAGCGACAACAAAAACAGGCAGCUGCUGCAAUGGCCGCUAGUUCCUCAAGUUCUACAUCACCAGCCACUAGUGAUUCUACAAGAAGUCCUGCUGCACCUUCCCUUGGGGCAUCGAACACACAACAACAGCAGCAACAGCAAGCAAAUAAACGGCAACUUACGCUAACGCGGGAACAAAUGUUAGCUGCUCACGAAAUGUUCAAAAAUGCGAACCGAGUGAGUCGCGCUGAAAAGGCCCUUAUUCUUGGGUUUAUGGCCGGUGCACGAGAGAAACCAUAUCCCCAUCAAGGUUCGAUAGUAACUAUCAAGCUGAGUGAAAACACGGAAACGGUGACGUUAGCAGACGGCAAUCAACAGAUGCAAUUGGUGGAAAUGCUCUUUGAAAUGAAUUACGACACGGGUCAUUGGCGGAGACUUAAACGAACCAGGGUGGUCUCUAAAACUGGUGCAUCCGCCUCAGCAGAAAAAACUGCUUGACACAUUGCAGGUUGCAGACCUAAUUCCUAAUUCCUAAUUCCUAAUUCUUCUUUCCUCGAGUGUACGGAAGUAAAAAUAUUACAAACAUGAAUUUGUUAACCUUGCAAAGUUUUGUAAGUCGCUUUUUGCAAAUGACCUACAAUGAUUUUGUUGCAAUGCAGUUGGCUGUCAAGGAUUAUCAUGCAACAGUUGAUUCAAAUGCAAUCUACUUGUAAUGACACUUGUCUCUUGAGAGAAAUAGAACGAGAUGAUCUGAAGUAUUCUGAAAUUGGGAGGCCAAUCUGAAUUAUGCUUGAAGGUUAUACUGAACCAAGCCAUUUACUGUUUGUUGGAGAGAGUUCAGAUUAUAAAGCGAAAUUAAAUCGGUGGAGGGUUUUUA